UAAUUUAAAUAUUGAUUGAAAAUUGGAAUUUAUGAGUUUUAUGAAUUCUAUUAUAUUAUCAGUCAUCAGUGUACAUAAUAAAAUUGAUGAUUAGAUUGUAUUAACCUUGACUACUUGUCGUCAGUUACGAUUCCCCAUCCCCUUAAUAUCUGGUGCUUUCAUAUACAGGAUUUAGGACAUGGAAAAUCUAAGGAUUUAUGUUUCCACAUAUAAUGUGGGCACAAGUUAUCCCGAUCAAGAACUGAGAGAACUACUGUCUCUGACAAAUCAAAAGAGUGAUAAAAUACCUGACUUUUUCAUAUUGGGAUUUCAAGAAGUGAAGGCACAGCCCCAGAAUAUGUUGAUGGAUACUUUGUUUGAUGAUCCAUGGACAACUGCUUGUAGAGAAGUCCUCAAGAAAAAUUACAUACAACUCAAAUCAGUCAGAUUGCAGGGCUUGCUGCUUUUAGUAUUUGGUCUACGGAAACACCUUUUGAACAUCAGAGAUAUUGAAUCUGAGUAUACAAGAACUGGCUUAGCAGGCAUGUGGGGUAACAAAGGAGCAGUGAGCAUAAGAUUGAGCAUUUAUGGAUGUUCAAUAUGUUUUGUCAAUUCUCACCUCAGUGCUCAUGAUAAUCAGUUGAAAGAUAGAGUUGAUGAUUAUAAUAACAUAAUUGCAGAACAAGAGUUCCAUGUGAAUGAAACUUCAAAAAUAUUUUAUCAUGACUAUGUCUUUUGGUUGGGAGACCUUAAUUUCCGCCUAUUGGAAGAAUAUGACAAAACUCCAGAUGAGAUUGAGAGGAUGGUUGUGAAGAAGGAAUUGAAAACUUUAUUUGAACAUGAUCAGCUGAGAGCUGUGAUGAAGAAGGGAGAGGCUUUCAGUGAACUCACUGAACAAGAUCCUGAUUUUCCACCUACUUUUAAGUUUGAAGUGGGAACUCCCUGCUAUGAUCACAAGAGGAGACCAGCUUGGUGUGAUAGAAUAUUAUAUUGUGUCAACAGCAACAAUUAUGAAAAUGUAACACUUAAAGUUGAUCAGCUGUCAUAUAAGUCUCAUCCCAUUUACACAUUGAGUGACCAUAUACCAGUUACAGCAGAUUUCAUGAUCAAAAUUCCACAACAGGUUCAAAAGAUAAUGAAGGAACCCUCAAUGCAACUGUCUGUUGACCAGGUAUUUUCAGAUUACUCUGAAUGUGUGAUUCAAUUUCAAGAAAUCGUCAGCUGGAAAGCCGAUGACGAGAAUAAGACUUGUUAUACGGUGACGAAGGCUAUUCCUGAGACGGAAGAAGAUUGGAUCGGUCUUUUCAAGGAAAACUUCAGUUCCUUAGAUGAUUAUGUUACAUACGAGUACGUGAGUAAAUGCGCAACACUCGACCGAACGUUGAGUGUAAGUGCGCCAGAAGGUGACGGCAGCAGCACUGUCGAAUAUAACUCCUUCAACCGACCCAGGAAGUACGAGGUGACAUUCCCGGAGCUGCCCAAUCCACAGAAGAUCAAAUACUGUUUGGUUUACUUCAGUCAAUCUGAGGAUAAGGUAACCAGCGUAUUGGGUGUGAGCAACGCCUUUCCAUUCCAUUGAAUGGUACCAGUGAUUUUCCUCCAUAGGCACGCUAUUGCUUCUGCUUGUUAGUGUAAAGUUGAAAUGUUAUUAUAUCUACAGAGUUUAUAUACCUUAUUCUAGAAGCGCAGUUGUUUUUGGCAGUUCUAUACCAAAAUAAUAUUAAUAUACUUCAAUAAUAUUAAGCCGAUGAUAACAAGUUGUGUAGAAGAUUUCGUAGUGACUGUUGGUGAUGGCUAAAUUCCAUACAAUACCUUGUAUAUUGAUUCUGUAAGGGGAAAAAACAAUACUUGUUUGAUCAAAUGACCUUAUUUCAAGUGGAGUUCAAUAAUAGUUAUGUUCCACGGCUUGUUCUCAAGAUAUGUACCCCAAAGUUACAUAAUAAUUUUGAGAGGAAAGAUGAUCAUGCAUGUCUGUGACUUUCACAUUAGAAUUGCAAAUACUUCAAGUUAAUUUCAAGGUAUGAUGUGAUAAUGGAGAACCUGAUAUCCACAUGUACCAAAUGCAGUGGCGGCUCGUGACUUUCAUGACAGAGGAGGCUGAAUGAUAUGAGAUUUAUUGUGAAAAACAACUCUCUACGACUCACCCAAAUCAA
This is a messenger RNA of Phaedon cochleariae (mustard beetle), 2132 nucleotides long. NCBI's taxonomy places the organism in Eukaryota, Metazoa, Arthropoda, Insecta, Coleoptera, Chrysomelidae. The record is from the annotation of a GenBank genome assembly.